Fusarium oxysporum Fo47 is the source of this 1151-nucleotide messenger RNA. RefSeq names its product acyl-CoA N-acyltransferase. The transcript has 2 exons. The coding region runs from base 311 to 991 and encodes 226 amino acids. Gene Ontology annotation, molecular function: acyltransferase activity, transferring groups other than amino-acyl groups. Lineage: Eukaryota; Fungi; Ascomycota; Sordariomycetes; Hypocreales; Nectriaceae. The record is from RefSeq and is a predicted model, not a curated record.
CGCAGAUAACACUCUCUUGAUUGAGGCUUUAGAGCUUCUGUACUGGCUCUUUACUCGCACUUGUCUCACUGAAGCCACUUCUUUCUCACAGUACCUUGGUAUGGUGUAGCAUCGGCUUGGCGGUCUAGAAGCAUGUUGGAUAGACGCCAACUCCAAUGAGAUAACGCUGUACACCCUUGCGCCGUCGACAAGGGCUUGUAGGAUCCGACUAGACAAAAGGUCCUUGAAUUCUCCCGAGACUACGUGGCCCUCUGAAUACUGAUCUCACAUUCAACCUUUCUCCCAUUAUCGUAAUUUGAGUUCUCGAACAAUGUCGGGCUAUCAGCUUCAGUCGCCAUGCCGCGUGGAGGACGGCCUACUCAUUGCGCAGAGCCAGGUCUCAGCCUUCUUUGAAGAAGCAUGGUGGAGAUUAUCAUGGACUAACAGAACUCGCGAAUCCUUGAUCCAGAGUAUCGCAGAUCGAAGCCCCAAGAACUUGCUCACCAACAGAGAAAUCCGGAGGCAUCAAAAGAUAGUUCAUCUCCAAACCGGAGACAUUGUUGGGUACGCACGGUGGAUCCUCCCCGAGUCUCACAAAGACGCUUGGCUUGAAGCGCAAACGCCGGAUGUAAGCGAUGAGCAGAGGGAAGUUUUUGCAAAGCGUCAUGCGGAAACCGACUGGAAUCCGCGUGAGGAUAACGAUAAAUUGGAUGAUCAUAUCGACGGUUGGAGAGAGAAGCACAAACAGGAAAGGGACAUGGAAUUACACUACCUCUGCGUUCAUCCAGAUCAUCAACAAAAAGGACUAGCCAGUUUACUCGUCAACUCAGGUCUCGAAGAAGCCAAGAAGUUAGGUCUUGAUGUUAUCAUCGUGGCCAUGGGUCGACGAGCCCUGGGUCUCUACUUGAAGCAUGGGUUUGAGCUGCUCGAGGAGAAGAGCCAGAGUAUGAGUUACUUCGGGGUUGAUAAACUUUACGAGACCUUUUACUUGAGAAAGAAAGCUGAAAAGUGAUGGCAGGAAGCUCGUGGACCGUCUUUUAACUACAUCUCAACGACUUCUCCUGCUCAAAGAACCAACAGACGUUCAGUGGCUCGCCCUGUCAUUUGUUGGUCCAGCGGGGACUAGUUGAGAUUGAUACGGCUAUUUCUAUAAACUAAUGCACGUCUUUUCU